UGAGAGUGAAAUUGAGGGCAGGUGCAAUAGGGUGUGCCUUCUCCCUGAGGCGGUUCACCACCAGCUCAGGGCAAUUAAAAAGCUGCAGUCUGAGGUCACAGUGAAACGGAGGCAACUCAACUCACAGGUGAAGGCAGCGACAGAACUUCUGCCACAGCUGGACCAGAUUGAGGAAAUGCCUGUGAUGCAUUCCCUGUUGGAAUAUCUUGAAGAGCUUUCAAAGUCAAUCACGGAGAAGCUGUCCAAGUCUGUGAAGGACAUAGAAUCUGGUCUGCAGGUCAGAGAAAAGCUGUCAGAACAGAUUGCAAAUAUCGACUCCUGGGUCGGGACACAUCUGCAAAGAGAGACAAUGAAGACCAUCCGGAUGGAAUUCAUGAGUCCUGGUGAGGUUGAUCGCAGUGAUCUUGAGAUCCAGGAGACCCUUGUUGAGGCAGAAAAGCAGUCUGCUGCCUGUGAAGCUCUUUUAAUGAAGAGUAAAGACAUUGCUUCUGAGCUUAGCAUCACAGAGAACUGCCAGCUUUUUGACAAGCUUAUCAACCUCCAGGAAGACAUCAGCAACAUUAGUAGCCAUGAAAGGGUCAACAAAAAAGAGCUUGAUGAACAUGUCCAAGCUAUAGAAUCAAACAAGAGAGAGCUAAUCACUGUUGAAAGAAGCCUAAGGCAGAUGCAAGAAGAACUGAACAAACUGAGGUUCCCCGUCACAACAGAAUUGCUGCAAAUUUUGGAAUCUUUCAAACAAAUGCUUUUGGAGCACAAGUCCAAGAUUGACCUUCUCCAAUACUGGAUUCAGGAAGAUAAGACAAGUGAAUUGUAUUCAGUCACUGCUGAAAUUCAUAACAAACUGACUACCCUGCAAUUAAAGGCCAGAGACCACGAGAAGUACCUCAACAUGAGGCAGACUGUGGAGGACCUUAAAGAGGCUGUCGAGGAGCAGCUCUGUCAGACCAAAGAAGACAGCCAGGUGGAGGAAAAGUACAAGAUCUACCAGAAGCUUCUUUUUCACUUCCCUCUGAUAAAAAGACUUUGCAAGGAGGUUGGAUCGAAACUCCAUAUGAUCUCAACUGACCUAUAUCCUUCUCAGCUGUGCUCAGAGCAACAGAGACUUCAACAAAACGAGGAGCGCUUUAAAACAUUGGAAAUGAAAACCCUCAGCAAUCUCAGCAUUAUCGAGUGGUCUCUGGUUAAAGAACUUGAUCUCGACUCAGAGAGGAAAGUCAUGCGAGCCUUCCUCUGGGAUGCUCACCAGGAGCUUCAGAACCCCCUACCGAUGACGCCAAAUGAAACAUGCAUUAAUAAGGAAUACCAGAGGAUCCUGUUUUUGAAAAAUAUGGUUGAGUCGCGAAUGAGAGCACUAGAAUUUCUAGAGCAUAAUAAAGGCAACACGGAAGGAACCGGAUCAUCAGAUCUUGAAGACUUGAAGAAUGUCUUUCUACGUGAAUGUGACUCACAAUUGGACAAUAUCUCUGAUGCAAGGACAUCACUGAGAAACUACACCCAUACUGUAAAACAAGCACUGCAGUUCUUGAGGGACUUUGAGGUCUCUCUGCUGCCCCUUCCUGCCUUAACUGGAAUCUGUUGUGAAAAGUUGGAGGAGACGCAGGUCAUCUUGGCCUCACUGGAGGAUCAUUUCCAGCCUUACAUGGACCAGUUGAGCCAAGUUGCCCUGCAUCCUUUACUGUCCCCCGUGGAGUUAGAGCGACUCCAAGAGAGUAUUCUGAGCCAGCUCCUAGUGAGGAUGUCCACACUUAAAGCAAAUGGUUACCUUCAAUUGGAGAAUCUCAGCAGCUGUGCAGAAAACUACAGAAAAUACACAAAAUUCCAUGACAAAAUUAGGAAAGCCGAGGCUAGCCUGGAGCAGUUUGCCUCUCAGAAGGUCAACUCGCUAGCCGACUGCAGUGAGCAGCUGGAAAAGCUUAAAAUUCUGCAAGAGGAUCUGGACUCUGUACAGAAUCAUCUUGAGGAGAUGGUGGAGUGGUGUCCAGAGCAGAGGUGCCGAGGACACCGAGAGACCUCCAUGGCUGCAGCCUGGAAACGCGUGACAAAACUCCGCCUUUGCUCACAACAGCUGACUGCGAGACUCAAACAGAGGAUUGUAGAAUGGAGUGACAUCACCCGCAGUGUGGAGAAAGCCUCCGCUGUGCUGCAGCAGGUGGAGGAGGAGCUCCCCGAGCCUGCCCCGUUGAUGGCCUCCACUAAAGGACUUCUUGACCUGCAGCAGCGCUGGGAACAAUACCAGGACAGACUGGACUGCGAACAUCAUGCACUUUCCAUCCUCGAAUUACGUGUAGCCAGGCUGCUAGGUGUCCCUGCCAAUAUGGAACAGGCACCAACUCCAUUCUAUCUGCAGCUGCAAGCGAUGCAGACAGUCUAUGACACCCUCAACCAGAGGAGCCGAGAAGGUUUGGAGUGGAUCAAGCUGGAGCUGGAGGAGAAAGAAAAAGUGCAAGAAGAGCUGCAGGUGGUUUGGGUUUGGUUGACGGCGGCUGACAGUCUUUUGUCAGACAUAGAUCCAAGCAGCAGCCCAGCAAAACUGAAGGGGAUCCACAGCCAAUUGUGCAUCCAGAAAGCUCUGGUCCAUCGCAUCAAGGAGAGACUGAAGUCAAAGUACUUUGAAUCUGACAUGGUCCCUGUCGAGAUCAACGGCCAACUUCAGGAGAUCCAAAAGACUCUGGACCAAGUCGAGGAUAAGGUUGAAGAGGCGAUCGAGAAGAGUGGACCCGUGCACAGAAUCGCAGCAAAGCUCCUCGAGACGCAAGCUGGCCUGAGGUCAGUGCAAGAGAGGCUGGAAGACAGAAGUUCCAGUGUGGCAGAAGCAAAGCUCGCUCAGAAGAUGGUGUGGGACAAGCUGAACAAGUGGCACUCGUGUGUUGCGGCGCUGGAGUCUGACGUGCAGGGCUUGGAGAGUCCACAGGAGGCACUGUACCUCACAGAAAGAUUGGUGGAGGUGCAGCAGCUCCAUGUACAGCUCGUCAAACAGGCAGAGCAGAAGACAACACUCCUUAGCAGGAUGCAAACUUGGCUUGAGGAGCAUCAGGAAAUGAUCAACAGCUCCAAGAGUUGGAUGUCGGACUCUCAGUCGUGGCUCGCCGCUCCGCGCACUUACACCACGGCUAAAUGUCUGAGUGAACACGUUGGAGCUCUGCAGACGGUGUUGAAUGACUCGGAGCAGAUCCGAACCACGUUGCAGGGUUUCACUUCAGUCCUGGACCAAAUCUCUCAAGUGGUCGAAGUCUCGACUCUUCGGGAACAAUUGGCGGAAGCCGACCUCCAAGUGGCAGCCGUUCAGGACAGUUUUGCGGCUCCAUUGUCUCGACUUGAGCAAGCUGCUGCUGAGGUCAACAUGAUGGAGACUGAAGUCAGGAAGAUGCAGAAUAACAUUGCUGAGAUUAAGACUAUCUUCUGUUCUCCAGAGACAUUGCCCAGCCUCAAGGAGAAACGUCUGAAGAUGGUUGAGCAGAAGAUCCAGUCCAUGAGGAGCAGCAUAGCAGACAUCCAGAAAUCCAAACUGGACCUUCAUCUUCCAGAGAAGGGAGAGGAGACCUUGACUGUCUUUAGUGUCAUCAAUCAGCUACAAACUUUGCUGCUGGAACUGGAGAAGAAGGUUCCAGCUCUGUUCAUCCAGCAUCUUCCGACUCAGACUCAACAUACUCAACAGGUUCAAGGCAGAGCCCAAUUCGCGACAUCCCAAUCAGAACUAGAGAAAUCCAGCUCAGAAGAGGCUGAGGUGGGCGAUGGUGAGCCGGGCCGCAUCAGGAUUGCACACGUCGAGGACAAAUUGCUACAACGCUCUGGAGACUCGCUGAUGACAGCGAAAAGAGCGACGCCUGAGCAGAGACGCUCGGAGAUGGCCGACAGUGGGCCGCGAGGGCGUGACGGCGGUAGUGGCGAUGGGGGUGACACUGACGGUGGCGGUGGCGAGGUGCUCCCAGCUGAGGAGGCCUGUCAGAAAAUGGGAGGGGAGGCGCCGGAACUGAAGGCAGGUGCAGGAGGUGUUUUGUGGUGGCUCUGGGAUACUUUCCAGGGUGCUUCCCCAGAGGAAGUCAGCAGCGUUAGUGUCCCAGAAAGGAGCCAAGCUUCAUGCGGACAAAGUCAACAGGGCUCUGGUGCCCCCGAUGAUAGUUCCUCUGAGGCUAUAUCCUCAACCCUGGACUCAGUCAGAUGUCAGAACUUCCCCGAUCGCAUGGUAAACACCUCCACCUCCACCGUCUCCAAAGCUCAGCCCCCCCAGCAGAGAUGUUUGCUUUGCUAGCUGUAGAAACCCUUCAAGUCUUCUCAUUGCCAACCUGACUUGAAUGAAGCCAGCUUCUUUUAGAGCCAAAGAACACCCGUGUCCCUCCAUGUGUUUCCAUGGCAACAUCGUUAGCUAAUUAGCAAGUAGCCAUGCAGGCCAAUGUUUACAAUGAGAGUGAUUUAGUUUGUUUGUGUGUGUUUUUAGCAUGUGAGCUAGCAAGAGUGCCGCAUGGACCUGAUCGAUGUUUUCGUAAAAGUUACUAAUAGACAAACUCCAUGUUGUGUUUUAUAAUCAUGUUUGCUGAUAUGCUAAUAUGCUUUUUGUAUUUCCACACGCUAAGUCUGUUUACUCUGCCAACGUUAUUAAUAAAAGUGAUGAAAAGUCUUUACUCAAUAAAAUGAGGCCUUGAGGCCAUGAAAAUGCACUUUUGACAUGUUUACUCAUUUAACUCACCACUGCUGGCAGGUGAUGUUAUGAUUAGGUUUGCUUAACAUGAAAUCAUUGAACCUCAUUGGUUGUUUUGAAGAUGUACAUUGACACGAUGUGAAAGUUGUGUUUUCACCUGGCAGCAUGAACCUGACGAGUCUUACAAGGUCUGCAUGGAUCACGCGUCCUCCUCUUCGCCUUUUCCCUGUUUUUCUUUAUCGUCUUCUUGACUUGCUUUUCUUUCCACUUUGCAAACAAGCAGAAGUGCCAAUAAAUC
Molecule: messenger RNA, 4934 nt
Organism: Phycodurus eques (leafy seadragon)
Lineage: Eukaryota; Metazoa; Chordata; Actinopteri; Syngnathiformes; Syngnathidae
Product: nesprin-2-like
Exons: 18
Coding region: 176-4249 (1357 amino acids)
Source: RefSeq, a predicted model, not a curated record